UUUCGGGAUGACGACCGCGCAAAGCCACGAUGUCAAAGAUUGCAACCGUCGAUUGGAAAAGCUGAUGAAAAAAACUAAAAAGGAAAUAGUAAAGGUGGACCAGGUUAUUAAAAAUUGUAACAAAACGUGCCAGGGUCCGAUGACCCACGUGCCAAGCAAAGACGAGAAAAAACAAUUAAUCGACAGUAUAAAGCAGAGCUCGAGCGCUCUGUGCAAUCUGCUGGAAGAACUGAAGAAGCACAGGACCGAGGUGAAAUGUUUACUCAACGCCUUCGACAAGCUAACCAAGAAGCACGAAAAGUUAAAGCUCACCCGGCAAAAUCAACUAGAACAGCUUAAAGAUAUUCAUAAUUACGUGAAAAGUGAAUUGUCGCCGUUGAUAAAAGUCGAGACCACAAAAGCGUCAGGGUUGGAUGGUAAAAAUCGCGAUGAAGAAAAUGAAAAGUUGGAAAAAACAUUGGAGGACGUGGUUUCGCAGUACUCCGAGUUGCUCAAGGAGUGCAAGAGGCAAGCGGAAUUUAGCGCCGAGCGAGCCAAGCGUAUUCAACUCGAGGAUGAGAACGACAAAAUUUUGUUUGGUCUUGUCUUACGAUGCAUCAGAAAGGCGUUCAACAUAAGAGCAAACAUCGAAUGCAAACGAAUAAACUUUGUCGACUACAUAUUUCCCGAUGGAGUUCAAGACGAGGAUCAGGAGUGUGAUUAA
Messenger RNA from Copidosoma floridanum, 703 nucleotides. RefSeq lists its product as uncharacterized. Lineage: Eukaryota; Metazoa; Arthropoda; Insecta; Hymenoptera; Encyrtidae. The record is from RefSeq and is a predicted model, not a curated record.